Messenger RNA from Drosophila takahashii, 2375 nucleotides. The record is from RefSeq and is a predicted model, not a curated record. NCBI's taxonomy places the organism in Eukaryota, Metazoa, Arthropoda, Insecta, Diptera, Drosophilidae.
CCGAGCGUCAUCAUCGCUGCACAGUGAUCUCUGCGAAGUUCGGUCUUGCACGCGAUGCGAAGCAGUCGCAAGGCGAUCGACGGGGAAUGCCAUUCUUUCCGGCUGAAAGCGGAACCAGGAUGCAGGAACUGACGCGAGUCUGCGACCUGAACGGCAGUGCUGGCAAAGCAGAGUUGGUGUCCGUUGCUCCGGCCACCAGCAAUCUCGACCAGCUGCUGCCCAACAUAAAGUUGGAGCACGACCCCGACCUGGAGGGCUGGCUGCCCACGCCCACGCCGGAGCACCCACAACUGCGGCUGGACCUCAACAGCACCCGGCUGCUGCUGCAGGGCUCCGACGACCCGCUGAUCUCGCACGGCGCCACCAGCGAUGCCCACGACGAGGACCAUCCCUUCAAGACGCUGCUGGCCCGGAAAAGCGCCGUCCACGAGACGCCGCACAACGGCACCUGCAGUCCGCUGACCAAGCAGCAGCUGAAGGCCAACCUGCUGAUGGGCAGCCGCAAGGCAAGGCAUCCUCCCCAGGAUCAGCCCACCACUGCCCCACCACCAGCAGCACCACCACAAAAGACAGUUAGACCCGUGCAAGGUAGGUCCCAAAAAAGAGGCGAGGCGGGCGCCUUGAAGCUGCGGUUCCACCACCAAGCUCUGCCCGCGGAGUACGCCGCCCACUACGAGGCCACCCAGGGUCGAAAACCCUCUAGGCCUGUGCUCCCGCCGCCAUCAGCUCCUCCUCCGCCAAGUCAGGCGCACGAAAAUGUCCGCAGCUGGCUAAGGAAGAUUGCCGAGAUCCAAAGGAGUGCGGAGCGCCAGCAGCAGAAGCAGUCAACCACUCCUCGAACUGCAGCUCCGGCCGCUCGAUCCUCGCCCAUUGCAGCCACGUCGGUGGUGCCGCCAACCAACGCCUCCAACGCCCCCAAGCGCCACUCCCUGAAGUACGCCGACCUGCCCUACAUGGGCGAGAUCACGCUGGACAACUACAAGCCGCGUCGCGGCCGGAAGCCCAAGAAGGCGGACAUCUGCCACCUGAUCUACAAGAACUACGGCACCAUUGUGCCCGCCUCCUCCGUGGCGGCGAUGCCGGUGAGUGCUGCUCCCGCGACGAUUUCUGUGCCGCCCGAGGAGCCACUGAAUCUCUGCCUGCGCGACCAGAGCGGCGAUCGCUUCUCGAUCUCCAGCGGCGACAGUGAGAAGCCUACAACGACGACGGAUUGUGGCAGCUCCUCCCACCGAACAACGCCACUUGGUAAUGGGAAACCCCUGACUUUGGAGCUGACUGGCAACGAGGAGCAGUCCAAGCUGGGCCUCUACUACCAGCAGCUGGUGGAGUCCUGCAGCCUGGGCGGAAUGCCUGUGCCCCUGGAAACCAUCGAGAAGGACAACCAGCUCUCGCUCAAGAUACCCAUACCAAGUGGCUUCUUCGCCAACGAGACUGCGCCGCUGGCCAUGCGCAAGCGCAAGCGGUCGGCCAUCUUCAUACCGCCCAUGCCCGCCGAGAAUUCGACGAGUCCCUCCAACGAGGUCAGCAUCUGCAAGUUCAAGUUCACCGGCGGCGCGAAGCCCACGCUGCAGGAGAAGAAGAUGCUGUCGGUGGACGCGGAGGGCAACUACCGCUACUACAAUGGCACCGGGGACAAGACCAUGCGGGGCUACGAGUUCAUCUCAAGGGAUCAGCAGCAGCAGCAGCAGCAGGGGCAUGAUAAGCUGUACGUGGAUAUUCCGCCGCCUUCGAACGACCUCAGUCCAGAGAUGCUUCACCUGGCGCCGGAGUCGCCCACGUCCACGCUGCUCCUGCCGCACAGUCCGGUCUCCCAGGGCUCCAGCUCGCAGAGUCCGAUGCCCGGACAGCCGCACGGCAAAUCCUCGGCGGACAGCGAGCGCAAGCGGCGAUCCUCGAGGCGAUCCAAGCAGCGCGAGAAGCUGGAGAAGACCUUCAAGGAGAAGGGCUUCCUCAUCCAGACGCAGCAGCUGCAGUCCGCCGAAGGCGCCACUUACUGCAAGUUCAGGCAGCUGAAGAAGUUCACGCGCUACCUCUUCCGCAACUGGAAGGACCACAUACCGGAGAGCGAUCUGGCCAAGCAACCGAGUCAGGAGACCCAGACCACAUAGUCCUUCAGCCGCGGGAGAUCCGCACAAAGCACUGCCAAAGAUUUAAGUUUAAGACCAGAUUAUGUCGCCGGUGCCAGUCGAUUCCGUCCAUGCGGGCUGCCCAACGAUCCUCAGCCGCGCUUCCUAGUCGUUCAUCAGUUUUUCUAGUGCAUAAUAAAAUGUUAUUGUUAAUAAAUCAACUCAAUGUUUAACCAAAUAACUUUAGCCUUAUUAUAUAUUAUAGUUUCUAGCAGGGUUCGGAAAAUAACACACUCUGUAUUAUCAACA